Messenger RNA from Rhizophagus irregularis DAOM 181602=DAOM 197198, 851 nucleotides. RefSeq lists its product as uncharacterized. The record is from RefSeq and is a predicted model, not a curated record. Lineage: Eukaryota; Fungi; Glomeromycota; Glomeromycetes; Glomerales; Glomeraceae.
GUUUGCAAAAAAGUGUGCAUUAAAAAGUUUUUUACUUAUUUAGCAUCCAUGCUACAAUUUAAUCUUAUUGAAUAUUCAGCCUAUCUUUACUCUUCAUCAUUUAUUCGUUAUCUUAUUUGGACCUACUUUCGAUUCUAUAAGCAAAGUUUCAACUAAAAGGAUGACACCUCAACCUGUGCAAACCCUAUUGAAUGAACUUGGAUUAUUCUACCAAGAUGAUAAUAAUAUUUAUCAUGUAAUUGUUAAAAAGAUUUCGCAAGAUUGUCUUCAAGGGUUAGAAAAUUUUAUUUCUUGUGAUGAUGAAUAUGACUACGAAUUUUUUUUUCAAAAUCCAAAUGAACCUACAGCGAUAUUUUACGUUACAUGUAAAUUAUUGUCGCAUUCUUUAAUUGUAAAUUUAUUGAACAAAGAAAUUUAUGGAAUGGAUUUUGAUGUAAAAGAUUUGAAAUGUAGAUAUUUGUUAACCUUACAUCAAAAAUUAAGUCUCGAAGAAAACUUGAAACAAAUUAUUCCUUCAUAUUUUUCACAACAUUAUACUCCUGAUAAUGAAAUGAUGUUAGAUUCUCAUAAAACCUUGAAUUCUUUCUAUAAAGAUAUUGAUAAUAAUAAUAAUAAUCAAGACGAUUUCGGGAGUAUCCGGUCACAUGAUGAUUAUAUUUCUCACCAAAAUGAAAGUGGAGCUGGAACUUAAAUGUCUUACAUUCAUCAUCCGUAGAAAGGAAAUUAUAUUUUUCAGAUGUCAUUUUACUAUUUUAAUGAUAGAUUACAAUUGUAAUGAUACAAAAUUAUGAUACUAUAAAGAAGUCUACUGAUGAAAUUACAUAUUGUUCUCGUAAUAUACUGUAUUACUA